AUGGAUUGCACUGGGCCCUGGCAUUCCGAUUGGCAGCUUUUUCGCGACCUUUUUCGCGAUGCCUCGGAGGCCGAGAGCAGCAACGGCACCGGCACCAGGCCGUUCCCCGGCUUCCGACAGGAUCUCUUCGGGGAAGCCUAUCGCUUGUACAAGAAGUGGCAUCAUUUCUUGGCCAGGGGCUUGGAGGAUUAUCCCACUGGGGCGGCGGCCUUUUACCAUGCCUGCCAUUACAACGAGUAUUCCGACUAUUGUCUCUACGGCCACGUGGCGGCCUUAACGUACCUGGCGCACCACACCACGCACGGUCAACGCUUGGAUAUUGCGGCGCAAGCCCAGCGCUUGCUGCACUGGAACCUCUGUUUGGAUUUCUUGGAAUCCUCCAGCUGGGCCUCGUGGGGCUUUACCAUGCUGGACAUUUGGGACAUCGUUCACAACUUCGUUUAUCCGCAGGUGACGACGCUGCACCAAUUUCUGGAAUGGGGUCCCACUAGCACUCCACCUGGAAACGACGAUAGCACUGGGCCGCCCGGCUUUUGGGUCUUCGAACUGGGGUCUCAUCGUGCUCUGUCCAAUGAGCCCAUCGCCAUGCUGAGCCAUGUGCUUCCAGGAUACGACGUGGCACAUGAAAACUUCGUGAAACCGUAUGAGGGCCGUGCAGAAGCCUUCAUUCAUCCCUUCCCCCAAAGUUGCAGUCCCAACUGCGACUACCAGCAGGAGAGUGUUCCUUACACGUUUCCAAUCUUCAUGGACAUGGAGGCUUCCAAGUCGUCCUUCCAAGCCUGGCUUCAGGGAAAUUAUUUCAACAAACCCGCGGUGCGAAGAAGUAGCCUCUUUCUCUGCACGAAUCCCAUGUUCUACUGCAACUUCUUCGCGGGUCUCAACAAGACCAUCCUGGGCUACUUCGGUCUUCCGUUGCUGUACAUGGUGCCGCAUCAGGACGGUGCUAGGUGGCUGGAGGAGUUCACUGCUUUGGCUUCGCUUCCCACUUCGCUUUUCGUCUCCAACAACCCCUUGCAUGCCGAACAGGUGGCCUGGCAGAGUGGGGUACGUCUCCCAGUACUGCGACCUGUCACGCUGUACAUCACUGAGAGGUAUCAACCGGAUCGCCCGGAAGAUGUCUUGGUCCCAGAACCGCGGGAAGCCUGUGUCCUUUACUGCAUCUUGCGGGCCUUCACACCAGCCAACUAUCCGUUGAAGUUCUUCGGAAAGGUCGACACCGACCGGAGCUACACAUCCUUCGCCAGGUUCCGAUCUGUGGUGAUCUAUCCCCAUGACUUUGCGCUAAUGACCUUCUAUGAGUUUUACACCAUGGGCAUGCCUUUGUUUAUGCCGGGGCACCUUUCCAAGUAUCUCUUCCCUUUUAGCGCCUCAGUUCCUUUGCUGGACUGGCUGUCUGACGCGCCCUCGUCCUUCGAAGAACGGCCGCCCUUCAGCCCAUUGAGCCUGUCAAGCUCGGAAGCCCUGCGCUACUGGCAAGGCAAAAUCGACUUCUUCGCGCUGCCCGCGGUGCAGCUCUUCGAAGGUGUAGGGCAUUUGAUGAAUCUCUUGCUGGAGGUGGAUCUGCAGGACAUCAGCCAGCAGAUGCUGACGAACCGUCGCAUCCGCCUCGAAACCGGCACGGCCUUCUGGUUAUCCGUGGCCAACUCGGCCUUGCGCGAUGGGUCCGUGGCGGCGUUCCUGGAAGAGGUCGCCUGCAGAAUCGACACCUUGGGCCUGCAGCUGCAGGCAAUGGAUGACCAGCAGUUCCUUCGAGGACGCAGCCCUCGAAGGUCCUAUGGCUCUGACAUUGCCAGGCGUUUUUUUUUUUCGCUUUUCUGGGCAGAGGAUUUUUGGGAGGGUUUUUGGAUGUGA
Molecule: messenger RNA, 1851 nt
Organism: Cladocopium goreaui
Lineage: Eukaryota; Dinophyceae; Suessiales; Symbiodiniaceae
Source: the annotation of a GenBank genome assembly